Molecule: messenger RNA, 4824 nt
Organism: Felis catus (domestic cat)
Lineage: Eukaryota; Metazoa; Chordata; Mammalia; Carnivora; Felidae
Gene: JAG2
Product: jagged canonical Notch ligand 2
Exons: 26
Coding region: 15-3746 (1243 amino acids)
Biological process (GO): cell communication; establishment or maintenance of epithelial cell apical/basal polarity; multicellular organism development
Cellular component (GO): plasma membrane; protein-containing complex
Molecular function (GO): Notch binding; calcium ion binding
Source: RefSeq, a predicted model, not a curated record
GAUCCGGGGCGGCGAUGCGGGCAAAGGCCCGGGGGCGACUGCCGGGGCGGCUGCUGCUGCUGCUGGCGCUCUGCGUGCAGGCGGCACGGCCCAUGGGCUAUUUCGAGCUGCAGCUGAGCGCGCUGCGGAACGUGAACGGGGAGCUGCUGAGCGGCGCCUGCUGUGACGGCGACGGCCGGACGACGCGCGCGGGGGGCUGCGGCCACGACGAGUGCGACACGUACGUGCGCGUGUGCCUCAAGGAAUACCAGGCCAAGGUGACGCCCACGGGGCCCUGCAGCUACGGCCACGGCGCCACGCCCGUGCUGGGCGGCAACUCCUUCUACCUGCCGCCGGCGGGCGCCGCGGGGGAUCGGGCGCGGGCACGGGCCCGGGCCGGAGGCGACAAGGACCCCGGCCUCGUCGUCAUCCCCUUCCAGUUCGCCUGGCCGCGCUCCUUCACCCUCAUCGUGGAGGCCUGGGACUGGGACAAUGACACCACCCCGGAUGAGGAGCUGCUGAUCGAGCGGGUGUCGCACGCGGGCAUGAUCAACCCCGAGGACCGCUGGAAGAGCCUGCACUUCAGCGGCCAUGUGGCGCACCUGGAGCUGCAGAUCCGUGUGCGCUGCGACGAGAACUAUUACAGCGCCACGUGCAACAAGUUCUGCCGGCCGCGCGACGACUUCUUCGGCCACUACACCUGCGACCAGUAUGGCAACAAAGCCUGCAUGGACGGCUGGAUGGGCCAGGAGUGCAAGGAGGCGGUGUGUAAACAGGGGUGUAAUCUGCUCCACGGGGGGUGUGCCGUGCCCGGGGAAUGCAGGUGCAGCUACGGCUGGCAGGGGCGGUUCUGCGACGAGUGCGUCCCAUACCCUGGCUGUGUCCACGGCAGCUGUGUGGAUCCCUGGCAGUGCAAUUGUGAGACCAACUGGGGCGGUCUGCUCUGCAACAAAGACCUGAACUACUGCGGCAGCCACCACCCUUGCACCAACGGGGGCACGUGCAUCAACGCCGAGCCCGACCAGUACCACUGCGCCUGUCCCGAUGGCUACUCGGGGAAGAACUGUGAGCGGGCCGAGCACGCCUGUGCCUCCGACCCGUGCGCCAACGGGGGCUCUUGUCACGAGGUGCCCUCUGGCUUCGAAUGCCACUGCCCAUCAGGCUGGAGCGGGCCCACCUGUGCUCUCGACAUCGACGAGUGUGCCUCCAACCCCUGCGCGGCAGGGGGCACCUGCGUGGACCAGGUGGACGGCUUCGAGUGCAUCUGCCCCGAGCAGUGGGUGGGGGCCACCUGCCAGCUGGACGCCCAUGAGUGUGAGGGGAAGCCGUGCCUUAAUGCUUUUUCUUGCAAAAACCUGAUUGGUGGCUAUUACUGUGAUUGCGUCCCGGGCUGGAAGGGCAUCAGUGCCACAUCAGUCAACAUCAAGGACUGUCGUGGGCAGUGUCAGCACGGUGGCAUCUGCAAAGACCUGGCGACCGGCUACCAGUGUGUGUGCCCACGGGGCUUCGGCGGCCGGCACUGUGAGCUGCAGCUGAACUCGUGUGCCAGCAACCCCUGCCAUGGUGGCCUCUGUGAGGACCUGGGGGACGGCUUCCGCUGCCGCUGCUCCAAGGGCACCUCGGGGCCGCUCUGCGAGGUAGACGUAGACUUCUGUCAGCCCAGCCCCUGCCAGAACGGAGCUCGCUGCUACAACCUGGAGGGCGACUAUUACUGCGCAUGCCCUGACGACGUGGGCGGCAAGAACUGUUCUGUGCCCAGGGAGUCGUGCCCGGGCGGGGCCUGCAGAGUGAUCGAUGGGUGCGGGUUUGAGUCGGAGUCCAGAGUGGCGGGCAGGGCCCCUUCUGGUGUAUGUGGUCCCCACGGACACUGCGUCAGCCUGCCUGGGGGCAACUUCUCCUGCGUGUGCGACAGCGGCUUCACGGGCGCCUACUGCCAUGAGAACAUCGACGAUUGCCUGGGGCAGCCGUGCCGCAAUGGGGGCACGUGCAUCGAUGAGGUGGACGCAUUCCGCUGCUUCUGCCCCAGCGGCUGGGAGGGCGAACUCUGUGACACUAAUCCCAACGACUGCCUUCCCGAUCCCUGCCACAGCCGCGGCCGCUGCUACGACCUGGUCAACGACUUCUAUUGCGCCUGUGACGACGGCUGGAAGGGCAAGACCUGCCACUCGCGCGAGUUCCAGUGUGAUGCCUACACCUGUAGCAACGGUGGCACGUGCUAUGACAGCGGGGACACCUUCCGCUGUGCCUGCCCCCCGGGCUGGAAGGGCAGCACCUGCAACAUAGCCGAGAACAGCAGCUGCCUGCCCAACCCCUGCGUGAACGGGGGCACCUGUGUGGGCAGCGGGGACUCCUUCUCCUGCAUCUGCCGGGACGGCUGGGAGGGCCGCACCUGCACGCACAAUACCAACGACUGCAAUCCCCUGCCUUGCUACAACGGUGGUGUCUGCGUUGACGGGGUCAACUGGUUCCGCUGCGAGUGUGCCCCUGGCUUCGCGGGUCCCGACUGCCGCAUCAAUAUCGACGAGUGCCAGUCCUCGCCUUGUGCCUACGGGGCCACGUGCGUGGAUGAGAUCAACGGCUAUCGAUGCAGCUGCCCGCCAGGCCGGGCCGGCCCACGGUGCCAGGACGUGAUUGUCUUUGGGAGGUCCUGCUGGUCACAGGGCGUACCCUUCCCGCACGGGGGCUCCUGGGUGGAGGAUUGUAACAGCUGCCGCUGCGUGGACGGUCGCCGGGACUGCAGCAAGGUGUGGUGCGGGCGGAAGCCUUGCCUGCUGGCCGGCCGGCCCGACGCCCUAAGCGCCCAGUGCCCGCCAGGGCAGCGGUGCCGGGAGAAGGCCCCCGGCCAGUGCCUGCAGCCACCCUGCGCGGCGUGGGGCGAGUGUGGCGCCGACGAGCCCCUGCUGCCCAGCACCCUGUGCUUGCCGCGCUCCAGCCACUUGGACAACAACUGUGCACGCCUCACUUUGCACUUCAAUCGAGACCGAGUGCCCCAGGGCACCACCGUGGGCGCCAUCUGCUCCGGGAUCCGCGCCCUGCCCGCCACAAGGGCGGUGGCCCGUGACCGCCUGCUGGUGCUGCUCUGUGACCGGCCGUCUUCUGGGGCCAGCGCAGUCGAGGUGGCUGUGUCCUUCAGCCCCGCGAGGGACCUGCCCGACAGCGGCCUGAUCCAGAGCACGGCGCACGCCAUCGUAGCCGCCAUCACCCAGCGGGGCAACAGCUCGCUGCUGUUGGCGAUCACCGAGGUCAAAGUGGAGACGGUGGUCGUGGGCGGCUCUUCCGUGGGUCUGCUGGUGCCGGUGCUGUGCGGCGUGUUCAGCGUGCUGUGUCUGGCGUGUGUGGUCGUUUGCGUGUGGUGGACCCGGAAGCGCAGGAAAGAGCGGGAGAGGAGCCGGCUGCCGCGGGAGGAGAGCGCCAACAACCAGUGGGCCCCUCUCAACCCCAUCCGCAACGCCAUCGAGCGGCCGGGCGUCGGCGGCCACAAAGACGCGCUGUACCCGUGCAAGAACUUCACGCCGCCUCCGCGCCGGGUGGGCGAGCUGCUGCCCGGGCCCGCGGGCUGCAGGGCAGGCGGGGGGGAGGACGACGACGACGAGGAGCCCGGCCGCGCCGAGGGUGACUGCCUGGAGGCCGAGAAGUUCCUCUCCCACAAAUUCACCAAAGACCCCAGCUGCUCGCCCGGGAGGCCGGCCCGCUGGGCCUCGGGCCCCAAAGUGGACAACCGCGCGGUCAGGAGCGCCAGUGACUCGCGCCACGCCGGCCCGGAGUAGCGCGGAGGCCGGCCCUCGGGGCCGCCACCGGGACCCUUCACCGGGCGCCACACCACCCGCCAGAUGGAAGGAGGCCCAGGCCGUGUGCAUAGUUUCUUUAUUUUGUGUAAAAAAACACCAAAAACCAAAAACAAAUGUUUAUUUUCUACGUUUCUUUAACCUUGUAUAAAUUAUUCGAUGACCGUCAGGCGGAGAACAAUGGAGUAUUCUCGGAUAGUUGCUAUUUUUGUAACGUUUCUGUGUGUCGCACUCGCUGUGUGGCAGGAGAGAGCAAAGGGUGUCUGUGUCCUCACCAAAUCGUCUGUUCGUUAGCAGAGGUGGUGCACUGUUUACAGAAUCUUCCUUAUUAUUCCUCAUUUGGCGUUCUCGGUGGCUCCAGGCCAAAGAGCCAGUGGGACCUGUGGCUGUUGAUGUGGCCCAUGGCGUUGGUGGGACAACCCACGGCUGUUGGCGUGCCUCAUGGCAUCGGUGGGACCCGCGGUGACACAACGGCCCGUGGCCGUCGGUGGGACCACCCGUGGCUCUUGGCGUGGCUCGUAGUUGUUGAUAUGGCCUGAGGCUGUCCGUGGGACCCGUGGCUGUCGGUGGGACCCCCUGUGGCUGACAGCGCAGCCCAUGGUUGUCGGUGUGGCCUGAGGCUGUCGGUGGGACCCGUGAUGUGCGGCGUGGCCCGUGGCUGUCGGUGGCGCGUGAGGUCAGCAGAGGCCUGCGUUCGGCAGGGCCGGGGCCCCCGGGGGGCAGACCCCGGUUGGCUCCCUGGCCGGCCCCUCCUGCCCGCCGACCUCGCCUACUCCUGCCUGGAGCGCUCGCUGUAGAGAUCUCUCAACUGUGUUUUCGGAAGUGCCCUUCCCGACUGCUCUGUUGUCCCUGGGACGGGGGCAGCGUCGAAGCUCACGACAAGUGCCUUCACACAGACUCUCCCCUCGCAACGGUCCGCGUCUGCCGUGGACUCCAGGCUGCUGCCCACCUGCCGGCCCCGGCCCCCCUCCUCGUGAAAGUGCAUUUUUGUAAAUAUGUACAUAUUAAAUGAAUCACUCUGUAUAUUUGAUUUAAUAACUUAAACGUUUUGGCCUCCCUU